Molecule: messenger RNA, 325 nt
Organism: Copidosoma floridanum
Lineage: Eukaryota; Metazoa; Arthropoda; Insecta; Hymenoptera; Encyrtidae
Biological process (GO): mitochondrial respiratory chain complex IV assembly
Cellular component (GO): membrane
Source: RefSeq, a predicted model, not a curated record
AAAAGUUAUUAAUUGUAUGGAAAAAACAUUUUUAGUGCAAAAACACAUAGACACAACAAAUGGCUAGUCAGAAGCUUAAAGGCUGGAGGUUUGCAAUGUUUAUUGGAGGAUUUGUUGGUGCAGUAUUGACCCCAUUUUAUUUCACUGCAAUUCAGCCUUUCAUGGACUCAAGUCAUUACAAACAAAUAAGAGAACACACUGGACACCAACUGAGACCAAAAUCGUUUUAGUUAAUACUUUAUAAUUGUGGUGAUAUUUUUAUAAAACUAAACCCGAAAUAUACAUUUACAUCUUUUAUUUUACAAUAUUUAUUCUAAGCUUAUGU